Gossypium raimondii (Peruvian cotton) is the source of this 1613-nucleotide messenger RNA. Its product is annotated as cleavage stimulating factor 64. NCBI's taxonomy places the organism in Eukaryota, Viridiplantae, Streptophyta, Magnoliopsida, Malvales, Malvaceae. Bases 88 to 1272 code for a protein of 394 amino acids. The transcript is spliced from 7 exons. Gene Ontology annotation, biological process: mRNA 3'-end processing. The record is from RefSeq and is a predicted model, not a curated record.
UCAAAACCACAUCGCUAUAAGUUCUCAGACUGAAGCCGAAAACCACUCCCUGAUCUCUGUUGCUUGCUGUAACACUCGGCGGAGACAAUGGCGGGAAAGCAAGUUGCUGACGAAGGUUUGCCAGCCAACAUUGCCGGAAUGUCGAAGAACCAGCUUUAUGAUAUUAUGUCAAACAUGAAGACACUUAUAGAACAAAACCAGCAGCAGGCGAGGGAGAUCCUUAUCCAAAAUCCUCUCUUGACGAAAGCCCUUUUCCAGGCUCAGAUUAUGCUCGGAAUGGUUAAGCCCCCUCAAGCGAUUCCAGCUAUUCAGCCACCUGCAUCACAACAAUCUCAGCAAUCAGUACAACCACCCCCUCAGCCAAAUAUCCAGCCAGCACAUUUGUUGCCGGGUCAAGUUCGCUUGCAAGAACAAGCUGCUCCAUCCCAGAUCCAAGCUCCUGUAAGGAAACAGCAUCAAAACCAAGCUGGGACAAGAAUCUCCGUUGCUUCUGUUCCUGCUGCAAAUCUUCAGUCUCAAUCCAUACCACCACAUUCCCUACAGACACCACAGCAAACAAAGGUCCAUUUGAAUCCUCCAAUGUCUCUUCCACAUUCCUCCCAACUCCCAAAUGCACCUCAACUUCCUCUGCAGUCACCUUUACAUCCUCCUGCUCAUCAUCAAACCCAUAUGUCAACAUCCUCUAGCCAGUUGCAGCAGUCAUUUCAAACAACUGGAAUUCCUCAUAUGCAUCAGCAGCCACCAAUACAACCACAGGCUCGACUUUCAUCAGCUCCGAGUUUCCAUCAUCAGCAUGCCCCACAAAUGGGUCCUAAUGUUGGUUUCCAACACCCUGGUGCUCAGCAUCUUUCACAGCCGAUGUUCCAUUCAGGUAAUAGACCUCCUAGCCUUGGACCUUCGUUUCCACAAGGGCAGCCACCGCGUGCAAAUCAGCUGCCAGCUCAAUCAAUGUAUCAAAAUCAGGCAGGAGCCUUGCAUUUAGGAUCCGAGUUUGGCAACCAAGUAGGAGGUUCGAUGCAGGCAGAUAGAGGAUCUUCGUGGACACCUAGUCAACCAGAUAAUUCAACACUAACUCAGUUGCAAGGACCCUCACCAUUGGUUUCCAGUCAGAUGGUUCCAGGAAAUCAGCCCCCUCAUCCUGCAUCGUUGACUCCUGAGAUGGAGAAGGCGUUACUUCAGCAGGUGAUGAGCCUCACUCCGGAACAGAUUAAUCUCUUGCCUACAGAGCAAAGGAAUCAAGUGCUUCAGCUCCAGCAAAUUCUGCGCCAAUGACAAGACUCUACUUCAGCUAUGUUUGCAUGCCAUAUACUGAUAAAAGAAGACAAAUCUCAGCUGACUAAAAUUGAUUGAUUUGCUGCUUUAAUACAGCUGCCAAUUCAGCAUUCAUCUCAUUUGAGCCUGCCUUGUUUAUUUAUUUGUAGGUUGAUAGCUUCUGAAAGUUGAAUUCUAGGGGCAGAUUUGAAGGCCCUAAAUUUCUUUCAUGUGUUGUUUGUACUGUGAUGAUGUAGUAUCUUUUUCUGCCGCUGUUUAUUUGGCUUAAGCUAAUCAAAAUUGAAAACUAAUGUACACUUCUGGACGUAGGAAUGUGACACUCGAGUGUAUAUGUUGCCUAA